AUGGCCCCCAGAACAGACUUCCCGCCCAUACGGGCCUGCCUCUUCGACAUGGACGGCCUCCUCCUCGACACCGAAGACAUCUACACCGAAUGCAUUAAUAUCCUCCUUUCCAAGUACGGCCGACCACCCUUGCCAUGGUCCAUCAAGGCCAGGCUCCAGGGCCGCCCCGGCCCCCAGGCCAACGAGCUCUUCCACAACUGGGCUCAGCUGCCCAUCUCCAAUGAAGAGUACAUGGCCGAGUACUCUGCCCUGCAGCGCGAGCACUUCCCCAGGGCCAAGGCCCUCCCCGGCGUCGAGCAGCUCCUCCAGGACCUGGGCCGGACGAGGUACUGGGAUGUCGCCAGCGGCAAUGACACGACGGGGGAGAAGAAGGAGGGAAAGAGAGUCCAUAUAGCCCUCGCUACAUCAAGCCACAGCGCCAACUUUGCCCUCAAGACGGCACACCUGACAGACCUGUUCUCCGUCUUCCAGUCGCCGCACCGCGUCCUGGGCGACGACAAGCGCAUACAACCCGGCCGGGGCAAGCCGCUGGGGGACAUCUACCUGCUUGCGCUCGAGACCGUCAACUCCACGCUGCCUCCGGGCGAGGCACCCAUCAAGCCGGAGGAGUGCCUGGUAUUCGAGGACAGUGUGCCCGGCGUCGAGGCCGGGAGGAGGGCCGGGAUGCGCGUGGUCUGGUGUCCGCACCCGGGGCUGAAGGAGCAAUACGCAGGGCGCGAUGCCGAGGUGCUGGCCGGCAGGACGGGCGAGGCCGGCGUGGGUGUCGAUGAGCACCAGCUUGGGGAGAUUGACGACGGCUGGGCUCAGUACCUCCCGGACCUGGUCGACUUCCCAUAUCAUACCUAUGGCAUCGUCGUCCCCCCGAAAGAUGUCGAGUCAGAUCCCAGGAUGAAGGAGACGGCCAACACGGAUGUAGUAGCGGUCCAGGAAGGCCCGAAGGUUUGA
Messenger RNA from Diaporthe amygdali, 945 nucleotides. RefSeq names its product haloacid dehalogenase-like hydrolase. Lineage: Eukaryota; Fungi; Ascomycota; Sordariomycetes; Diaporthales; Diaporthaceae. The coding region runs from base 1 to 945 and encodes 314 amino acids. The record is from RefSeq and is a predicted model, not a curated record. The transcript is spliced from 2 exons. Gene Ontology annotation, molecular function: phosphatase activity.